Messenger RNA from Micropterus salmoides (largemouth bass), 1551 nucleotides. It is a transcript of the gene drc10, whose product is annotated as IQ motif containing D. Gene Ontology annotation, molecular function: protein binding. The transcript is spliced from 5 exons. The record is from RefSeq and is a predicted model, not a curated record. NCBI's taxonomy places the organism in Eukaryota, Metazoa, Chordata, Actinopteri, Centrarchiformes, Centrarchidae. Bases 120 to 1325 code for a protein of 401 amino acids.
AUCGAUCCGCAAUAUGCGCCAGUGAUUUGAUACGGUCACCCGCAUUAGUGGUAUCCUAGCAACAGAGGGAAAAAUAUCAACAAUAUUUUCUGCUUGUGGCCAACAGGCGAGUUGAAAGUAUGUCUGCAAAGGGGGCAACGGUGCUGUCAGAGGCAAAGACCCAGUCGGAUGAUCCUCUAAAGGACCGUGGACUGUCACAGAAGAAGCAAUUUUCCCUUGAGGUCCAACGCAUCUCAAGCAUACUGGAAAACUGCAUCAGUCAAGUUGAGAUUGCAGCGACUCUCCCUGCUGUCCUCCAGUCAAACAGUGCAUCAGGUGUUGCGGACCAGGAUUUGAGCAGGGCUCUUCAAGAGCAUCAAAUGUUAGAAGAAAGACUGGAGACACUAGAACGUCUCAAGCAGGAGUCAGAUGGGGAACAAGAGGGAGAAGCAAGGGAGAGAGCAAAGGUUCAGCUUGAGAAGGACAUCAAGAACUCUGUCAGGAAUCUGCUCAGGAUUGUCCGAGCACGUCCAGAUGCCAUGGGUUUGAGGGCAGAGCUAGUUAUGGAAGUAGGGGAGAGUGAGUAUAUACUAAUUAGAGAGCUUCAGAAGUUUCACUGCCAUAUGGUAGAAAAGUUGCUGACCAUUGUGGAUGAGGAGCUACAGCUGGUUCUUUACAAGCAGGUGCCUUCACCCCCUGCCUUCAAUCUAGAGCACAUGGUUUCAGUGGAAGAGGGAUUAACUACUGCCAUGAAGGAAGUGGACGCAAAGAUUUCUCAGAAAAAGGAUGAGAUUGAGAAUUUGCGGGGUUCUCUGCAAACGAAAAACACCCCAGAAGCAGGUAUGUCACUUCUGGCAGACAAGCAGUGUCAGUCACUCAUGAAGACAUCAAAGUUGAAGCAGACCAGCAUAAAACGGGAAAUUGAUCAACUGAACAUUCAGCUCAACAACAUGAUCCUUGAAAACAGACAGGCGGAGAAAGUGAUCCAAGAGAAAAAUGAAAAGGUGGAGACAGAAAUUGAAUACUUGCUCCAACAUUUUGACACUGAAAUAGAAGAAACCCAGGCCAACCUGGAGUUGAAUGAAAUGGAUUAUGAAAGGGAGGAGGAGGAGCUGAGGAAGCUGGAGAAACCCCUUUCUGUCCUGGAGGUGGAGUACAACCAGGUCAUGGAAAAGCGUCGGCUGGCAGAAGAGAAGAGAAAGGAGGAGAUGAGGGAGCUGUUGUUGAAGACCAAAGCCGCUAUUUUUGCCCAAGCCUGGUGGAGAGGCUACAGUACUCGAAAGGCCUUAAAGAACAAGGGUAAAAGCAAGAAGGCCAAAAAAGGCAAAGGCAAGAAGACGAAAUAAACCACUGGCUAGUUUUAUUACUCUGGUGCUACACCGACACACUCUCUACCAGUAGAACACAAAUGUUUUUGGAUGUUUUAUAUAAAAGAACCUUUAUAUACCAUAAUACCCCAUAUUCAGUGUAUUUGUCAUUCAUGUCUUGUUUUGUAAGUAAGGUAUUUUAUGUUUUAAACCAGCAUUUACUAUUUUUGUGAACUACUGAAUAUAAAGGAUUUCAACGCUUUCA